Molecule: messenger RNA, 1798 nt
Organism: Pieris napi
Lineage: Eukaryota; Metazoa; Arthropoda; Insecta; Lepidoptera; Pieridae
Product: palmitoyltransferase ZDHHC6
Exons: 8
Coding region: 464-1591 (375 amino acids)
Biological process (GO): protein palmitoylation
Cellular component (GO): Golgi apparatus
Molecular function (GO): palmitoyltransferase activity
Source: RefSeq, a predicted model, not a curated record
UUUAGUGAGAAUAUCAAAUAGCUAUAGUAAAAUUUGUAUAGAAAGUUUUCAUAUUUUUCGUCUUGAUUUACACUAAAUAUAAAUUAUAAUUAUCAAGGUUUACUUAGUACUCACCAUUGUCAUAAUGAGGUAUUUAUAAAAUUUAUAAUUUUUAUUAGUUUCUUAAAUGAAAUUUAUUCGUUAACCUAUUUUAGUAAGGGGACAGAGUAGUGAGUAUACAAAACACACACAACCUGAUAAGUCAUCUAUCAAAUCUUAGAACAGUCAUAAGUCAUACCUCAAAAGCGAAAAGACAAAAGUACCUAAACUCUAAAGGUUCAAAAUAAAUUUCAAUGUUUUGUUCUAUUUACAUCAAAAAAAUAAUUUUAAUCAUAAAAUGUAUGAAUUUAUAACCGUGAUAUUAUGUAGUUAAAUAUAUUAUUAUUUUUAUAAUUUACAAAGUGUGUUAAAAUUAAAAGGAAUAAUGUCAUCGCCUUUAAAAAGACUAUGCCACUGGGGUCCAAUUGCAGUAUUGGGAAUCAUAAAGCUUAUAACAUGGGCAAUGAUACAUUUAAUAAGUAUGUGGUGGCCACCACAUGUAUCACUAGCUGCUGCACUUCAUUCAAUCUUAUUUAUUACUUUAUCGGCUCUUACACUGUAUUACUUUCUACAGUCACUUCUUGAAGGUCCAGGCUUUGUGCCUAAGGGAUGGAAACCAAAAAAAGAAGAAGAUGUAGAAUAUUUACAAUAUUGUACAGUGUGUGAAGGAUUUAAGGCUCCAAGAUCUCAUCAUUGUAAAAAAUGUGGAAGAUGUGUUAAGAAAAUGGAUCAUCACUGCCCUUGGAUCAACUGCUGUGUUGGUCACGCAAAUCACGCCUAUUUCUCUACAUUCCUUAUGUUUGCUGUGUUAGGAUGUUUUCAUGCAUCAAUUGUGCUAAUAACAUGUUUGCAUCAUGCAAUCAACCGUGUGUGGUACCUAUACAAUGGGACUGGCCAAGAGCCGAUGAUCUACCUCACGCUCACCACACUACUUCUGACGUUGCUGGCUACCGGCAUGGCAGUAGGGGUAGUUCUUGCAGUUGGAGCCUUGCUUUACUUUCAGAUUCGUGGUAUCCUUAGCAAUCGGACUACUAUAGAAGAAUGGAUAGUAGAAAAGGCUGUCGGCAGACGAGAGGAGCAGGGUCUCCAUCCCUUUGUGUAUCCAUAUGACUUAGGAUGGAAGGCUAAUUGGCCCCAGGUCUGGGCUGGAAGUCUCUACGAUGGACUCAGCUGGCCCGUCCUGGACGGUUGCGGGCAAUACGAUCUCACUAUGGAACAAAAAGCUCAGAAGAUAGAGAAGCAGCAGCGAUCUCGUUUGUUUUCGGCAGUUUCGGAGUACUCCGGCCGCUGGAUUCCUAUUUUGUCUUGGCCUCGUGCGGCUCUAUCCGCCCCUUGCACUGAUGAGCCGCGGCUGGCCCUCGGCGUCGGUGACGUCAUAAGGGCCACUCGCCAAAGAAGACAGUGGCUGUUCGGUGAGAAGCAAGUGCAGAUGGGAGAGGCCCGAGCUCCUCGCGGCUGGUUCCCGAGGGAGGCUGUCGUGCCCGCUGAUGAGGUGAAGGUCAAACCUGAUUAGCGGAAUCACACAUUCGUAUGAGCGUUACCAUAGAUUACUAAGUAAUUUAAAUUGCGACUCUAUUGCUUUGUGAUAAGGUGUAUUUUACAAUACAAGUUGGUAUCAGUCUUUCAAGGUUAGUACUAGGGACAAGAUGUGUUUUUGUUGCAAUCUAUUAUUUUGAAAUAUGAUAAAAAUAGCUAUUUCUUUUUAAAACUGCGAUGGAUA